AAUCUCCAUGUGAGACUUCCGGCGGAAGUAAACCAGAAGGCGUUAGCAGCGUUAGCUUCCAGGAUUCAUUCUGUAUAUCUUUGGUUAGAAGAGGUUUUUUGCUGUGUGAGCUGAAAAUUUCAGUGUCUGCAUAAACAAUAUCUUCUUUUCAUCAUGAGAGAGAAUUCACCAGAGUCUAGCUGCUGCUGCGGGAGAAAUAUUGAACUUCAUUAACUUGAAUGGAAAUGCCUGAUUUCAUGAAAAGCGUCUGUGAAUGUCCUGAUAAAGCGAUAUAAAGGUCUGAUGUCAUAAUUUGGAGGAGGAUAUCGAUCAUCAGCUCAGACUGUCGGAUAUCAGCUGGAAAACUCAAAUUAUUUCGGAACCUCCCGUUUUCUUUGUGAAACGCAGCGCAGGGCUGCAGCACCGGAAGAGUCCAGUGUUCGUGUCUUAAGACCCUCCGGGUUUCCUGACGUCACUGUGGCUGUAAAACCAGACAGGUGGCUGGACGACGUGUAAACAUGGAGGACUGACACAAAGACUCGUGUUUCAGGGGGUCUGUCGGCUUUAGUAAACAUCAUGUUUAAUUGAGAGAUAUUUUGCCUAUGUUUACAAUAUUAUUUUUAAAAACUAAUUUUAUAUGUUACAGUAAAGGACAUUAGUAAAAUAAUAAUCCUUAAAGUCCAGAUUGUAUUAAAUGAACUUUAAACAUUUGCAUUAAUGUUCUACUGUUCUUCCCUCAGGUCUUGCGCAGCAUCAUGUCUGUUACUACUUCAGAUGUUCUGGUUGAUGAUCAGAGACGGAUAAAAGAGGAGCAGGAGGAACCAGAACCUCAGCCAAUCAAAGUAGAACAAAUUCAACUGUUGAUCUUUCAGGAUGAAGGGCAGCUUUUAGUGAAACAGGAGAGCAGCGCCUCAAUGGUGACUGCUGCUGAUGAGGAAUUACUCCACAAUGACCCAGAACUGGAGCAGAGGAUGGAGACGAAACAGGAUCCAGAACCUGUAGAGAUUAAAAAGGAACCAGCAGAUCCAGAACCUGUGAAGAUUCGAGAGGAAGAGAAGGAUAAGGAUGAAGAUCAUCUUACAGUGAAGCAGGAGCCUGAAACCAUUAUGGUGUUUCCAACUACUGAGCAAACAGACAGGAAGCAGCUCCUCUCUGGAGUCCAGGCUGAAGAUGAGAACCAAGGAAGCAACCAGAACCACUCAGGAUCCAGUAGAGAUGAAGAUCUGCAGUCGGAGCAGAAACCUCUUGACUCCAGAAAUCUGAGGGACAAUUCAGAACUAGAAAGGCAAAAAUCUGAUUUGCCCCUCUGUAGUGUAUGUGGUAAAUGUUUCACUAAGCCUUACUACUUAACUGCUCACCUCAGAACUCACACAGGGGAGAAGCCACAUCCUUGUGACAUGUGUGAUAAAUCUUUUAGCACAAGAAGUAAUUUAAUACGUCACCUCAGAACACAUACUGGUGAAAAACCAUUUCUAUGUGACAUGUGUGAUAGAGCUUUUAGCACCAGAAGUAUUUUAACUUGUCACCAAAGAACUCACACAGAUGAAAGACCAUUUCAUUGUGAGUUGUGUGAUAAACUUUUCAGACGCAACAGUCAUUUAGCUGAUCACCUUAAAACUCACACAGGUGAGAAGCCACAUCCUUGCAAACUGUGCGGUAAAUCGUUCAUACAGAAAGUUAAUUUGGCUGAUCACCUGAGAACUCACAGAGCCGAGAAACUGUUUAGUUGUGAAUGCUGUAAUAAACGUUUUGUACAGCAUCGUGCUCUGAUCUGCCAUAUGAGAAUUCAUACAGGUGAGAAACCAUAUUCUUGUGAACUAUGUGAUAAAUCUUUCAGAUUGAGAAAAAGUUUAGUUUGUCACCUUAAAACUCACACAAGUGAGACUGGCAGGAAAUCAUAGCUGCUGC
Molecule: messenger RNA, 1887 nt
Organism: Poecilia latipinna (sailfin molly)
Lineage: Eukaryota; Metazoa; Chordata; Actinopteri; Cyprinodontiformes; Poeciliidae
Product: zinc finger protein 32-like
Exons: 2
Coding region: 735-1880 (381 amino acids)
Biological process (GO): regulation of transcription by RNA polymerase II
Molecular function (GO): DNA-binding transcription factor activity, RNA polymerase II-specific; RNA polymerase II cis-regulatory region sequence-specific DNA binding
Source: RefSeq, a predicted model, not a curated record